AAAAAGUAGCCUACAUCAAGCCUCGUACAGUAGUUCUCUUCCCGCACCGUAGACGUUUAACGGACGUUUCAUCAUUUUCUUCAGGGCUAUACAUUUAACGCGAAUCCGUUUACGCGAGUAACUUUCCAGACAAUAAGACUUCAAGGAAUGGAGUCGAUACCCAGUCAGCUGUCUACGGGACGAGAUGCUUGCUCUUCGCCGAACUCAAAGCAAGAACUGCAGCCUUAUUCUGGCACCAGCUCGCUGAAGCCAAAUCAAGUGAGUGAGACUGCGCUGUACGGAGUGCCCAUCGUCUCUUUGGUCAUAGACGGCCAGGAGAGACUGUGCCUGGCGCAAAUCUCCAACACUUUGUUGAAGAACUACAGCUAUAACGAAAUCCACAAUAGACGCGUUGCUCUUGGAAUUACGUGCGUGCAGUGCACACCGGUGCAGCUGGAGAUCCUGAGGCGCGCGGGGGCCAUGCCCAUCUCCUCGCGCCGCUGUGGGAUGAUCACCAAGCGUGAGGCCGAGCGCCUCUGCAAAUCUUUCCUCGGGGCCCACAAUCCUCCCAAAUUACCCGAGAAUUUUGCAUUCGAUGUUUCACACGAGUGCGCCUGGGGGAGCAGGGGAAGCUUCAUACCGGCGAGGUACAACAGCUCCAGGGCGAAAUGCAUCAAGUGCACCUAUUGUAAUAUGUAUUUUUCACCCAACAAAUUCAUAUUUCAUUCACACCGCACACCCGAGUCCAAAUACACGCAGCCGGACGCGGCCAAUUUUAAUUCAUGGAGACGCCAUCUGAAAUUGACGGACAAAAACUUAUCUGACGAUCUUUGUCACGCGUGGGAGGACGUAAAGGCCAUGUUUAACGGCGGCAGCCGAAAGCGGGCAAUGCCAGGGAGUGGAUCGGAUAUGUCAUCUCCACUUAAACAGCAGGCCUCCGACAACAUUACGCAGAACAGGUCACCUGAUGUUCCACACAAAACUUUGCGCUGCGAUGACGACCGUGGGAACCUCAGUUUAACCAACAGUGUGCGGAACUUCCCGGUAAUUCCUGUGCCAAGUAAGAGUUUUGGCAUUCUCCAGAAGAUCCCACCUCCUAUCUUUCCGCAUUCGUAUACUUUCCCGGCGUUUGGACUGUGUCAAAAGAAAGAUGAUGGAGUUGGUGAGCAGAAUAAGACCAGUAUACCAAGAGUGUUUUGGCCUGGUGCGAAGGACAGUCUCUAUCCUUCGUUCCCUAUGUUCUGGCCAACCACAGGAAGCCUGCCACUCGCAUCAUAUCAACCAGCACAACCAAAACCAGAUACGGAGCUAAUGGGUAGCCGGCAGGCCGAAAUAGAGAUUUCAGGGAGCGAGCGGGGAGGAAACACACCUCGAGACAGUCUAUUCGAUAGCGAGCGCUGCUCCAGCUCACAGUCCAUCAGGAACGAAGAGGACAAAUCUGGGGACGAGACACGGUCAUCUGAGGGUCAACCAGCCACCCAUAGAAAGAUGAGCUAUAUUUCGGCUUUCAGGCCAGUUGUUAAAGACGCAGAGAGCAUAGCCAAUUUUUAUGGAAACAGGGAUGCAUACAGCGGAGCCCAUUCUGGCCAUUUGUCACCAGACAGCGUAAGUGAGAGCUCUAGCUACAGAUCUGCCUCUCCAUGUGUGGACAGUGGGGAAGAUCCAGAUGUGGACGUGGAGUCUCACAGAGUUCCAGAGGACGAGGAGUCGAUACAACUCUCCGUGGAUGAUCGGCAAAGUCCCAUGGAGGAAAUCACUCUGAACACUCACCACGAUGACCAGGAGCCCACUUUCAGUGACACAGGCUCUUCUGAUCAGAAACAGAACAAACAGGUGGCAAAGAAAAAUGAUGCCACUGUUUAUAAUGUGUACCCACAUGAAAAGGAGAGAGCAUCUCUGCAGAGCACACAGCCUUGUUCGGUCUCUAAACUUCCACGCAGCGCACCGCAAUCAAACGAUUCACACAUUUCGAACAACAGCACAGAGGACGAAUGUGAAUCACUGAAAUCCUGUUCGGAUCACAUUAACGUUAGCAAAGAGAUCCCAAACGAGGCUUCAUUGAGGAGUACUGUUAACAGAUGUCAUCUUUUUGAGAAAGACAUCGAGAAUAUGGCGAAAGAGGAGCUUCAAAAGCAGCUCUUGGAGCAAGUGGAGCUAAGAAAAAAACUGGAACGGGAAUUUCAAAGCUUGAAAGAUCAUUUUCAGGAUCAAAUGAAGAGGGAACUGUCUUAUCGUGAGGAGAUGGUCCAGCAGCUGCACAUUGUAAGAGACACAUUGUGCAAUGAGUUGGAUCAGGAGAGAAAGGCCCGUUAUGCAAUUCAGCAGAAGCUUAAAGAAGCUCACGACGCUCUUCACCAUUUCUCCUGCAAAAUGCUAACUCCACGGCACUGCACAGGGACCUGCACAUUCAAGCCACCCCUCUUACCACCUUAACUUCAAAUUGUAUCCCAGGGAGGCAUUAAAAUACAGUAAAAACUGUGAAACUGCCCUAAAGGAAUUCUCCCUUCACACUUUGUUUGAGAGGUUCUCUCAAUUUACGCACAAUGAAUUCUGUCCAAGGACUGCUGAAUCGCAAUCCAUCCAAAGUAUUCACAGGCUCUGCCUUGAACAGUGAAUGAAAGUGUCUAGGAAUAAUUUACGACAUUAAAACUCCUUAAAACAAGCCAGAGGAUGACAAAGAUGGGUGAAAUAAUUAUACUUUUACUUAUGUAAAUAUGGUGAUUUUUUUAAACAAUACAGAUACUUAAUAUGUGGC
Messenger RNA from Xyrauchen texanus (razorback sucker), 2734 nucleotides. Its product is annotated as SKI family transcriptional corepressor 1 homolog-B-like. The transcript has 9 exons. Gene Ontology annotation, molecular function: DNA-binding transcription factor activity, RNA polymerase II-specific; SMAD binding; RNA polymerase II cis-regulatory region sequence-specific DNA binding. Gene Ontology annotation, biological process: negative regulation of BMP signaling pathway; negative regulation of transcription by RNA polymerase II. NCBI's taxonomy places the organism in Eukaryota, Metazoa, Chordata, Actinopteri, Cypriniformes, Catostomidae. Gene Ontology annotation, cellular component: transcription regulator complex; nucleus. Bases 148 to 2412 code for a protein of 754 amino acids. The record is from RefSeq and is a predicted model, not a curated record.